Messenger RNA from Protopolystoma xenopodis, 364 nucleotides. The record is from the annotation of a GenBank genome assembly. NCBI's taxonomy places the organism in Eukaryota, Metazoa, Platyhelminthes, Monogenea, Polystomatidea, Polystomatidae.
GCGGGUUGUUCUUAAACCAAGUAAAUGGCGUAGAAUUCCGACGUUUUCUCGUUACGCAAUGGCCUCCCAUUCUUUGUCGGAGUCUACUUCUUACGUAAUAAGGCAGGAAAUAGCUCGGUUCGAAAGUGUACAUCCCAGCAUUUAUGCCAUCUAUGACCUUAUAGAGAAUAUAGACGAUAAAAGCCUAGCCGAUGCUCUAAGGCAAUUAGUUGUCUCCAUUGAAGAUGCCUUUGUCAAUAGCCAGGAAUGGACACUCAGUUUCAAUGUUCCUGACAUAAAACUGGUAAAUAAUUCUAUUUUUCUCAUUGUCCACGAAGGGGCUGUUGGGGACAGUCAGAAGUGGAAAGUCAGCACUUGUACAUAG